This is a messenger RNA of Lactuca sativa (garden lettuce), 480 nucleotides long. Lineage: Eukaryota; Viridiplantae; Streptophyta; Magnoliopsida; Asterales; Asteraceae. The record is from RefSeq and is a predicted model, not a curated record.
AUGUCACCCUAUAGACUUGUGUUUGGCAAAGCUUGUCACCUCCCUGUUGAACUAGAGCAUAAAGGUUUUUGGGCUAUCAAAAAGCUAAACAUGAAGAUUGAUGAAGCGGGUGUUCACCAAAAGUUAGAGAUUCAAGAGUUGGAGGAGAUAAGAAAUAAAGCAUUCGAGAGUUCACGCAUCUACAAAGACAAGACCAAAGCAUUCCAUGAUAAGUACCUCUUUCGUAAGACCUUUGAGAUUGGUCAAAAGGUAUUACUUUAUGACUCUCGACUUAAAUGGUUUUCCGGUAAGUUACUAUCUCGGUGGGAGGGACCAUUCAUUGUUACUAAUAUAUUCGAUCAUGGUGCAGUUGAGAUUAAGAGUAACAACACUGGAAAAGUAUUCAAAGUUAAUGGUCACAGGUUAAAGGUCUUCUAUAAAGGUUUACAAGAGAAAGACAUGGAGGUUGAUAGCUUGGAACGCCCGGACUACAUUGAGUGA